AAAUCAGCAGCUUCAAGAAGUCAACAGUUUUUAAGAUUUUACGGAAAUAUGUCUGGAGGUUUAGCUCUCAAGGAAGUUGUUACCAGCUUGGAACAAUUUGCCCCCUUAUCCUAUGCCGAGAAAUGGGAUAACGUGGGUUUGCUGUUGGAACCAUAUGAUCAGACACCCGUGGAGAAGAUUCUACUCACGAAUGAUUUAACGGAGGCUGUUAUGCGGGAAGCCAUCGACAAGAAAGUCAAUAUGAUUCUAUCGUAUCAUCCACCAAUAUUUGCUGCACUCAAGAGGAUAACCCAGAAAGAUUGGAAACAACGUAUUGUAACGAUGUGCUUUGCCAACUCCAUUGCUAUGUAUUCACCCCACACAGCCUGGGAUGCUACGUUGGGUGGUGUAAAUGAUUGGCUUGCAAGUGCAUUGCCAGUGAAGGAUGUCAAACCCAUACAGGUAUUUAUUAAAAAACAAUGA
This is a messenger RNA of Musca vetustissima, 462 nucleotides long. RefSeq names its product NIF3-like protein 1. The coding region runs from base 49 to 462 and encodes 137 amino acids. NCBI's taxonomy places the organism in Eukaryota, Metazoa, Arthropoda, Insecta, Diptera, Muscidae. Gene Ontology annotation, cellular component: cytoplasm; mitochondrion. The transcript is spliced from 3 exons. The record is from RefSeq and is a predicted model, not a curated record.